AUGGCCAACCUCACCGGGCCGCUGGCCAAAUACAAUGUGGCCCAUAAGCUUUACAAAAGCUCCCUUCUAAAUUCCGUCUGUCUCGUAGCGGGGUUAUCGAUUUUCUUCUUCGGCUAUGAUCAAGGAUUGAUGGGCGGCGUCAAUACGGCGCGUGACUAUGCUGAGCGCAUGGGCUUUGGCCACUGGGAUGAAGACCAGGGUAUUGUCGUUGUCGAUAAGCCCUUGCUGCAGGGAGGCAUCGUUGCCGUGUAUUAUCUCCCGGGGACUCUCUGCGGCUGUCUCCUCGGUGGCUGGCUGGGCGACCGAUAUGGUCGUAUCAAGACGAUUGCUUUGGCAUGUGCUUGGAGCGUUUGCGCUGCUGCUCUGCAGGCUUCGGCCAUGAACUCAAACUGGAUGUUUUGCGCGCGUGUGCUUAACGGGGUUGGCACUGGAAUUUUAAAUGCGAUUACACCAGUUUGGGCAACCGAGACCGCUGCUCAUACUUCUCGUGGACAAUUCGUUUCCAUUGAGUUUACUCUGAACAUCCUUGGAGUUGUUGUCGCAUACUGGCUAGAAUUUGGCACCUCCAAAUACCACGACAACACAUCCUCAUUUAUCUGGAGAUUCCCCGUUGCCUUUCAGAUCCUUCCUCUCAUUGCGCUCUUCAUUGUCAUUUGGUUCAUGCCGGAAUCUCCGCGCUGGCUUGUCAAAGUUGGCCGUGAAGAAGAAGCUCGCUUUAUCCUAGGUCGGCUUCGCGGCAACGAAGGCGAGGACGGCAUCAAAAUGGAAGCAGAGUACCAAGAUAUCAUUAACAUUCGUAACUUGGAAGAAGAUACUUCCAAGCAGCAGGGUUACCUCCAAAUGUUUUUUGGUAUCGGUUCUGGAAAACUGCACACUGGUCGGCGCGUUCAACUUGUUAUUUGGCUUCAGAUUCUUCAAGAAUGGAUUGGUAUUGCAGGAAUUACCAUCUACGGUCCCGAAAUCUUUACCAUAGCUGGAAUUAGCUCCAAGGACAGGCUAUGGGUCAGCGGCAUCAACAACAUCACAUAUAUGUUUGCCACAUUGAUCUGCGUCUUCACCAUCGAUCGCAUCGGCCGUCGUUGGACUUUAUACUGGGGGGCAGUUGGACAGGGAAUAUGCAUGUUUGUCGCUGGUGGUCUUGCUCGAGCUACGAUCAAUGCCGAGAGCAAAAGUAGCCAGGCCCAUAUUGGCGGCGCCGCAACAUUUUUCGUAUUCCUUUAUACUGCGAUAUUUGGUGCUACUUGGCUUACUGUUCCUUGGCUCUACCCGGCCGAGAUUUUCCCCUUGCAAGUUAGAGCCAAGGGCAAUGCUUGGGGUGUUGUUGGCUGGUCCAUUGGCAAUGGCUGGUGUGUUUUGCUUCUUCCAACCAUCUUUAAGCGCCUCAACGAGAAAACUCUCUACAUAUUCGGUGCUGUCAAUGCUUUAUCCAUCCUUGUCGUCUGGGCGCUGUAUCCUGAGUCCAAUCAGCGGACGUUGGAAGAGAUGGAUCUCGUGUUUGCUAGUGAUAGUAUCUGGGCCUGGGAGGCCGAACGCAAUUUUGCCAAGCUGAAGACGGAGAAUCCUGACCUUGUUCAGAGUUCAGGACCGAAACCAGGAGUUGUAGAUGUUGAGCACGCUGUCGCAGCUAAGGAGUAA
This is a messenger RNA of Trichoderma breve, 1635 nucleotides long. Its product is annotated as sugar transporter domain-containing protein. The coding region runs from base 1 to 1635 and encodes 544 amino acids. Gene Ontology annotation, molecular function: carbohydrate:proton symporter activity. The transcript has 5 exons. NCBI's taxonomy places the organism in Eukaryota, Fungi, Ascomycota, Sordariomycetes, Hypocreales, Hypocreaceae. Gene Ontology annotation, biological process: carbohydrate transport; transmembrane transport. Gene Ontology annotation, cellular component: membrane. The record is from RefSeq and is a predicted model, not a curated record.